GGCUUUUACAUCGCUGGGACCAGAUCGGCUCUUUGGGAAUAUUGAUCCGAAAAGGUUGGAGCCCCAACACCGGAACUCCGACACACGAGAUUGGACAGACCCUGAGCAGCAUCUGGUGCACUCGUGAGUUUCUGUGACAGCGCACGGCUUGGUGAAAAUGAGGGCCAUUGUGCUGCUGCUGUGUCUGCUGAUGGCAGCGGAGGCCGGAGCCUCGAGGUUAGUUCGUGACUCCCAGAGCGUUCCCGACCCCCUAGAAACCUCCAAGGGCAACGUGUCUGUCCAGCUUCCGCCCCCGCAGCCGGGCCGCCCGCGGACCCCCUUCCCUCCCAUGUGCAUAAAGCAAACAGAGAUCAAACACGCCUUCAAGUACGUGAACACCAUCAUUUCCUGCCUGAUCUUCGUGGUGGGGAUCAUCGGCAACUCGACGCUGCUCAGGAUCAUCUACAGGAACAAGUGCAUGAGGAACGGACCCAAUGUGCUGAUCGGCAGCCUGGCCCUGGGAGACCUGCUUUAUAUAAUCAUUGCCAUCCCCAUCAAUGUGUAUAAGCUAAUAGCUGAGGACUGGCCGUUUGGCGUGUACGUCUGUAAGCUGAUGCCGUUCAUCCAGAAAGCCUCAGUGGGGAUCACCGUCCUCAGCCUGUGUGCUCUGAGCAUUGACCGGUACCACGCUGUGACAUCAUGGAGCAGGGUGAAGGGGAUGGGGAUCCCUCUGUGGAAGGCAGUGGAGGUGACCCUGAUCUGGCUGGCUGCCGUGGUGCUGGCCGUCCCCGAGGCGCUGGCGUUCGACAUGAUGGAGAUGUCCUACAGAGGCAACAAGCUGCGCAUCUGCCUGCUGCACCCGGAGCAGGCCUCCAGCUUUAUGAGGUUCUACCAGGAAGUCAAAGAUUGGUGGCUGUUCGGCUUCUAUUUCUGCCUGCCGCUGGCCUGCACAGGAAUCUUCUAUACGCUCAUGUCCUGCGAGAUGCUCAGUCGCAAGAAAGGCAUGCGGAUCGCACUGAACGAUCACAUGAAACAGCGGAGGGAAGUGGCGAAGACGGUGUUCUGCCUGGUGCUGAUCUUUGCCUUCUGCUGGCUGCCCCUUCAUCUCAGCCGCAUUCUGAAGAAAACCUUCUACGAUCAAAAUGACCCCAACCGCUGCGAGCUGCUCAGUUUCCUUUUAGUGAUGGAUUACAUCGGUAUCAACAUGGCCUCCCUAAACUCCUGCAUUAACCCGAUUGCCCUCUACUUUGUCAGCCAGAAGUUUAAGAAUUGUUUCCAGUCUUGCCUGUGCUGCUGGUGCUACAGAACGUCUCCGCUGGACGAGCGCUGCUCCGGAGGUCGCCUGCAGAGGUCCUGCCACGGGAACGGACUGGACCGCUCCAGCUCCCGCUCCAGCCAGAAAUACACGAGCUCCUCAUAAAAGACAACGCACGCAAACCGCUCACUCCACCUUCAAAGCACAAAAAAAAAAAAAAA
Messenger RNA from Fundulus heteroclitus (mummichog), 1455 nucleotides. Its product is annotated as endothelin B receptor-like. Gene Ontology annotation, molecular function: endothelin receptor activity. The record is from RefSeq and is marked provisional. NCBI's taxonomy places the organism in Eukaryota, Metazoa, Chordata, Actinopteri, Cyprinodontiformes, Fundulidae. Gene Ontology annotation, cellular component: membrane. Gene Ontology annotation, biological process: vasoconstriction; G protein-coupled receptor signaling pathway; regulation of blood pressure.